Messenger RNA from Hermetia illucens (black soldier fly), 1158 nucleotides. RefSeq lists its product as uncharacterized. The transcript is spliced from 6 exons. NCBI's taxonomy places the organism in Eukaryota, Metazoa, Arthropoda, Insecta, Diptera, Stratiomyidae. Gene Ontology annotation, molecular function: protein binding. The coding region runs from base 39 to 1061 and encodes 340 amino acids. The record is from RefSeq and is a predicted model, not a curated record.
ACACUUGAGCACUUUCUAGACACAGUUUCACUUUUCCUAUGUGCGCUAAUUUAUGUUGUGAAGGAAAUAGCAUGAGUUUGGUGUUUGUCCUGUUGUUGUUUGUUGUUUGUUCUCAAAGUGUCACAGCUUCUACUACUGAUGCAAAUUCGAAUGGAAAACCACCAUAUGAGACUCAAAGGGCGCAAUGUACGGUUACUGCCGGAGAAGUACAAGCCAGCGCUGAAGCGAGCGUUUCGAAAACUUUGGAAGGUGUAUGUGGAUCGGAUGAAAUGAAACUAGCUUUUGCAAGUUUAGAACUAAAAUUAACCCAGGAGUUGGAAACCAUCAAAGAACUAAUAAGGAGCAUGCAGGGGUCUAAAAUUUUACCAACGGGUGACCGAGAUAUACCUCAGCAACGCAGUCAAGGAUCAGAGCCCCACGUCUUAUUAGUGAGUUCAUCGACACCCCGGCAGAUUAACACUUUACAUACUGCCUAUCCAGAGAAAACCAAGGUCGGAAUUAAGCCAGAAAUCACUAGCAAAUCAGACAAGGCUUCGAAAAAUCUGAAGUUCCUUCCGACAAACCAAAGUCUAAAAACUUGGAAAUCUUCUCGCGAUGCCGAAGUUGAUAAGUUGAACAAUACAAUGCUCUCCGGGGUGGAGACGAAACUUUUCGCCUACUAUUGGAAAUUGGAUAAAUUUACUCAGAAGCUCAAGUCGAAUGUUUCAAUUGAUCACAGUCCAAUGUUUGCCAUUUUGGGCAAACGUCUGAGACUUAAAGCAGUGUUCAACCAUUUAAAUCGAGACUUUUUGUAUUUAUUAGUGGAGAAUGCAAGCAACGUCCGGGAUGAGUUCCAAAGUGUAUUUCUGGAGACAGGAAACAUGUUUAAACCACUUCAAACAAAAUUUAAAUUCAAGCAUAAAAUUGCAGUUCUGGAGCAGACUACCACGUCAAAUUUGGACUUGGAAUCCCAAGAAUUCACGAGCAUAGAAAGUGGUUUCCUGAUCCCAAACAGCGCAUUACUGACAAACUCGUAUUUAAAAAAUGACACAAUCUUAGUUAAAUUAAUCGUAUAUUUAUAAAGUUCAGAUUUAAAAUUAAUCGAGUACAUCACAAAAAUCAGUAUAUUUGUAAUAUAUUAUUCACACAUUCAACCUAUAAAUACAACUAUUACAGUGA